Caenorhabditis angaria is the source of this 701-nucleotide messenger RNA. NCBI's taxonomy places the organism in Eukaryota, Metazoa, Nematoda, Chromadorea, Rhabditida, Rhabditidae. The record is from the annotation of a GenBank genome assembly.
AUGAUUGCCCCCAACUUGCGUUAUGCCAUUGCUCGACGAGCUUUUCACACAUCAAAAGCCGUGUCAAGUAAGUUUAUUCAUAUUUUAAAUGUUUGUAUGGUUUUAUAAAAGCGAAUUUAGUGCGAGGACCAUUGACAUUUGAUGGAUGGUAUCCCCGUGAUCACAAACCGAGUGCUCCACCAACAAAUGAAGAAGAAAGACGAGCAGCCGCUGUAAAGUGAGUUUUUUGUACUGGAAUUGGGCUAAUUUUGAUGAAUUAAAAUUAAAGAUAUGGUCUCCGCCCGGAAGAUUAUCAAACAAUUAACAAAGACGAUGUUAUCAAAUUCGCUGGAGAUUAUCCAGAUCUUGGAAUCGUAACUUAUGAUCAUAAAGAUCCAUACGAAGCUUGGACCGAUCGUCAGAAUCGUAGAAAUUGGGGAGAACUCGUUCCAAUUGAUAUGAUGAGAUAUCGUGGAGAUCGUUUGACAUUCACAGGUUUGGAAGCUGAAGAUUACUCAAACUGGCAAUCACUUGUUAUCUGUUUGCGUGUUCUCGUUCCAAUGGCUCUUCUUGCUUGGUAUUUCACCAAUGAUCAUCCAAAUGCACUUCGUUGGAGAAAUCCAGUUAUGCCAAAACAAUAUCCAUACGAUUUCUAUCGUGCAUAUCCAUUUGAAGACCCACGAAAAUAUCCAAUCACAAACUAUUCAUUUGAAUUGGAGUGA